AUGUUCAUUUUGUUUAGGUACUUGUGUUCAGUCAACUACGAUUACUUCAACUAUUUUGGUGAUCGUGACCACAACAUUGUAGCAGAACACCGACGGCGGGUCAAUCACCAAGUUCAUGAACGAUUCAGGAUUAGGGAUAAUAAUGACCCUCUCAAUAUGAGUGUUCCUAUGUUUGAGCAAUUAUAUCGCAUGCCUCAACAUGCUGUGGUCGACUUAUGCAACAUCCUAAGGCCUUUUGUGCCUCAGCGCUCAAGUCCUCAACAGAUUCCACUGUUUCGAAAGGUUUUGAUUACACUUUCUUUCUUGGCGACUGGCUCUUACCAAAGAAUGCUGGGUCGAUCUAUCGAUAGCGCAGUGAGUCAGACGACAGGAGUCAGUAGAUGUCUAAGAGAGAUAGUGACUGCUUUAAACCACGAACAAAUACUCAAUAGGUUCAUCAGGUUCCCUCUCACUAGAGAAGAAAGAGCUCCUAUAAUUCAGAGAAAUGAGCAACUUGGUUUGCCACGAGUUCUUGGGCUUAUUGAUGGCUUUCUUCUCAGAUUAUCGUAUCUGCCACAUAAUCUAGAGAGGCGAUCAUUUUACUCUAGGAAAGGGUUUCUCGCUCUCAAUGCCCAAUUAGUAAGUCCUUUUCUUGCUAUCAUUCACAAACUUUUGAAAUGGUUUGAGUAA
This is a messenger RNA of Thrips palmi, 669 nucleotides long. RefSeq lists its product as uncharacterized. NCBI's taxonomy places the organism in Eukaryota, Metazoa, Arthropoda, Insecta, Thysanoptera, Thripidae. The transcript has 5 exons. The record is from RefSeq and is a predicted model, not a curated record. Bases 1 to 669 code for a protein of 222 amino acids.